Aureococcus anophagefferens is the source of this 834-nucleotide messenger RNA. RefSeq lists its product as hypothetical. Bases 1 to 834 code for a protein of 277 amino acids. Lineage: Eukaryota; Pelagophyceae; Pelagomonadales; Pelagomonadaceae. The transcript is spliced from 4 exons. The record is from RefSeq and is a predicted model, not a curated record.
AUGUCUUUCAUUGAUACUAAGAAUCCUUUCUUGAAAUUCACUGUAAAAAAUGAUGCUGUAACCAGCGGAGGAGCUCUUAUAGAUCAGCGUUUAUCAUACAAUGUGUGGAGAACCGUCCAGCAUGUUCAGAAGGCUGGCGUAGCUUCUUCUUCUGUUAUGAACACACUUCUUGGCUAUUCUUCUGACAAAGUCAAAGGUGUCACAAUUUCAAAAGAUUUUGUUAUGACCCCUAAGACAACACAAAACGGCACAAGUCUCAGUCGUCCUCAUAAUGAUGUAAAAUCUGUCUUUGUCAAGAAUUACCUCACAUCCUAUGGUCUUCUCAGUAAUGGUCAACUCGUAGAAGCUACGAGAAGUUGUCGCGCGAGUGACGCUGAGGCUUUAGCGAUGUCUCUCAUUGAGCUAAAUAUGCUUGAUGACAUCGAACAAGCUGGACUAGUUUACAAAGACCAAGCUGAACUUUCCGUUGAUCACUUGGAAAAUACAGGCACAGAAGCAGGUGCGGGGGCUUCACUGUUCACCUCAAGGCCGGCGGUGUUUGGAUAUGAGGGGAGAAGCAGGGAGAGCCUCUCUUUGGCAUUUGCCGGCGCGCGCGCGGCCGGCUGUCCAUGGUCAUGGGCUGCGGAUCGCGGCAGACGUGCCUCUGGUGUGCUCGGAACUGUGCUCCGUGACCAUGGACACCCUGACCGUCAUCCGGAAUCGCUGCGCGAAGUUCGAGCAUUUCGGCAUGCUCUGCGAGCCGAAAAGCAGCCCAUUUUGGGCUCUGGGCAGCGUGCUGGCUGGAUCGGAGGCUCGGGGUACAUGUCUGAUACCCUCGGACUGCUCAGUUGCUGA